Pseudopodoces humilis (Tibetan ground-tit) is the source of this 7758-nucleotide messenger RNA. RefSeq names its product coiled-coil domain containing 71 (gene CCDC71). NCBI's taxonomy places the organism in Eukaryota, Metazoa, Chordata, Aves, Passeriformes, Paridae. The record is from RefSeq and is a predicted model, not a curated record.
GUGCGGCGCAGCGGCGGGCGCGGGUCUGGCGGCAGCCGGUGUCAAGGGUUGUUUUUCCAGUAAUUUGGACCUUUUUGAAGCACCUGCUUGCCUAAUGCCAUGAAUAUUGCAGUGAACAAUGAGGAAGAAAAAGCUGUCCAUUCCUGGUCAAGAAUUUCCUCUGCAGGACAGAAAGUGCUGGAGGAAGCCCUCCGAGUCUUCAACCCGAUGUCCAAGGACCUUUCAGACACAGAGACCCAGCUGGUGGCCUUCAUCCAAGGCCUAAAGGAGGAGGGCUACCAGCCCACAAUUCUGAGGAGUAAGGAUGUGUACGGGUAUAGCUCGUGCACAGCUGUCACACCGAGUCAGACAGAAGGAAACACACAGUGCAACUGUGCCAGCACCACUGAGCCCGCUCAGAGUCCAGCCAGGAACUCAGUGGCAAAAGUGGCCCCUUUGCCCACCAGCAUUCCAGUGAGCUCUUUGAAAGUCUCCAGUCAACCAGUGUCCAAAGGGGAUUCCACAAAUCUCCUCUUGAGCUCCUUGAAGCAGACAGGAUCUGGCACAUCCAAGGCAGCGGCAGUGGGCUUUCCUACAAGCAUGUAUCCUGACGUGUAUCCAGCUAUGAGACUGUCAGUGGUCCUGGAAGCCCUGGUGCCACUGAAAACCGCAACAUCCUGUUUGGAGUCCAAGUACACACAAGGGCAUCUUGGGAUCUCUCCCUCAGACCUUAAACUCCUUAAGACUUCAAGUCCACCAAGGCAGUUUUCUUCAGGCAAGAGCACUAAAAUAACCGAAGGCAAGGGGUACAAGCGUUUGGUUAAGAAAGCACCAGAUUCUGCCACGUGCGCUUUAAACCUUCUGAAGGGACCAAAGGGUGGAGUGCUGCAGGAGAGCAAUGCCUGCAAAGCCUCUGGAGUUCUCAACGGGAGAGUCACAGGCAGCUCAUCCCAGGACUGCACCACAGCACCACAGCCCAAGACCUUGAAAAUCAAAGAUAAGGAAGCUCUGGUGGGAAAAACAUGGAAGGACCGCAGCACUUACCAGGAGAGCACUGGGCAGAAGAAGAGAACAGCUACAGAGGCAAAAGAAGCACCACAGAGGAAAAAAGCAAAUACCAUUCCUGUCCGAAAGAAAAGUCGACAGGCUCAGAGCACUUUGAACCUGCUGAAAUUCCGGACCAUCAAGGUGGGCAACUCUUCCUCCGAUGAUGAAGUGAGGAGGAGAGCACAGAAGAUUCUUAGGGUCAACCUCUCCCCUGUGAUCCAAAUUCAGCCCUUGUCCCAUUCUCAUAGUGUCCCCUGACUUUCUUCACUUUGUCACGUUUUUUUGUAAGUAAGUAAAUGUAAGCCUGGCACCAGAGCACAGAGAGAUUUAGGAGUGACUCUGUGUCUCUGGUGCCAAUAUGCCAACUAACCUGCAGACACAGCCGCCCACUCUUGUGCUGUUCCUGCCUGUCUGCCACUGCUGUGCAGAACUGGCUGCAGAAAUCCAGAACCCUGUUUGGGAAUGUGGGACCGUCACUCCAGCCAGCAUCAAGCUAAGCAGGCCGGAGAGCUCACUUCCCACCACGCUCCCCUGAACGUGGCAGGCUGUGCUCUUGUGCAGGGGAGGACACAGGACUUUCUCAUUACAUUGAUGCACUGUGAUAUUGCUCUUUUUCAAGCUGUACAUUUACUGGUUUUAUUUUGAUCAAAUUUUAUAACUUUAUUAUGUCUAUAUCUAUAUAUCCAUAUAUGUGCAUAUGGCCCAGGAACUGUGGGAAGAUGCACUUCCUCCAUCCCUUUGGGAUUGGGUUUGAUAGCUUUUGUUCCUCCUUCCCUUCAGCUAGUCUUUUGUUGAAAGUUGCCAGGAUUCCUUUGUGGUUCAGUGUUGUGACAGUCUGUCCUGGGCUCCCUUGAGCAGCUCAGAGGCAGCAGUGUUGUAGCCACUUGUUUGUCUCCGGAAUGCCAAACAAUUUGGAGAAUUACCAGCUGGUAGUUUUAAUCCUGUUUUCGGUAUUACCUCUGCAUAACAGUGGGGGAGUGUCACAGGGCUGCAAGUCUGUCUGACAUCUUUAGGGGCCUCCUCCCUUUGUGGGUAGCAGAAGUUUUGAACUCAUGGUAGGGAUUUGCCUCCAAAGAGGAUUCCUCCUCAGCACCUAGCAUUACUCUGCUCUCCUAUACCCCAGGUGCAGCUAUGGAUCAUGAACUGUGACUGUUAGAGCCAAAGGGCUGGAAUUGUUAGCAGGAACUGUGUAGUGUCCUGCCCACCAUGUAACUGCUUUGCUGUUGCUGAGUGUUCCAGGAGCAGAUUCCAGGUGCUGGUAGAGAAGACUAUUGGUUUUGGCUUGAGUUAAACCACAACAGAGACACAGGCUGUGUUUGAAUGUAUUUGCUACAUCCUGCCAGUCCCAGACCUCAGUGGGACACCUGAGCUUGAGUUAAAGUAGAAAAGUGAAAAAUUUGGGAGGACAUAAACAGAGAGUCACUUUCUAUGGUUUGUGGAGAUGAAGCAGUAGGAGGGAAGAUGGGCACUAUAUUGUGGUGGGUUGCAGCCUUGCUGCGCUAUCAGGGAUGUGUGAGAAGGUGUGUGGCAGGUGUGAGAGCUCUGUGUGGAAGGAGUGCAGGCUCUGCCGUCCCCAGGAGGCACUGCAGAACUGCUGCAGAUAGUUGCUGUCACCUCCCUGCACCAUGGGCAUGCUGUGGGAUGGGAACACAGCUCUGUGCUCUCUGUGCUCCACAGAGAGGGAUCUACUAAACCCAAGAGAAACACCUUGUAGGAGCAGUUAGUGCUGCUGCUGUCACCUGGAAGGGACAACCUGGUGUCCUGGGGAAAGGAAGAGGCAUUGUGCUGGGUACGGGCCUGGCUCCGUAUACUGCUGUAUGCUCAGAUCUCUGCAGCAGUAGUGUAAUCCACUCAUUCUCUCACCAGCUCAAAAUGCCAGUUGUCUGACCUAGUAAUCUCUGUGGACUUUGGCUGAAGGGAUGGGCUCCCCAGCUGGGAGUCCCAGAUCCUUACAUUUAAGCCCCACCCCCCAAGUACCUGGUUGGAUUUCAGUGGUUUAUGAAAGGGGUCAAUGUCUGAUCCCCAGGGCAGAAUGUGGUAUGGAGAGAAGAGAGGAGAUUCAUGACAGGGUGAGAGGGCAGGGAAGUUGAGCAUUCUGAGGUGCAUCUGGGUUCUCUUCUCACUCACAUAGGGCAGGGUGGAGGUUCUCUUUCACUGAGUAACCUAGUUUAGUGGAAAGUGUCCCUGCCCAUGGCAGGUUGGUUGGAACGAGGUGAUUGUUAAGGUCCCUUCCAAUCCAACCCCUUCUGUGAUUUUAUGAUUCAGGGGAUGAUUGCAAGCUCUGAGCCCCACACUUGGGUUCUGAGUUGCUGUCAGAGGUCAUAACUUGCAGCGUUUAAGACUGACCUGUGAAUGCUGCUGCUUGGCUGCCAAGGAGGAAGAAAUAUUUUCUUCUGCUUCUGUGUUUUAAAAUGCCCUGGCAGAGAGUUCCCUGUCCUGACCUGAUGCUGGAUGAACUGGGACUCUCCAUCACUGUCAACUGGCCAAAAAUUGCUUUGUUCCUUUUGUUCCCACUCCUUCAGACCUUUCUCAUUCCCACGCUCUCGAAUGCCAGGUCUUGAAGUCCUGCACUGGUGUUUCUCUUUUGGGCUGUUUCCCGAUGAGGGCUCUGAACUCCUGCCUGUGGUAUUGCUGUCAGGCUGCUCAGCAGCUUCCCCUGUUCCCAAACCCUUAUAAGGGCACUGAGAGCUGUCUUUGGAGCCUCCUAACGCAGCACAGACAUCCCAGCUGAGCACUUGGCCUCCGCUGGGAAAAGCAACGUGCAUCGACAAGGCUGAAUCCAGGUCAAGGUCGCAUUUCCACCAGCCUGAGCGGGAAGCUGAGCACCUGAGGCCAACUUACCAGGCCACAUCCUCAUUGCUGUGUGUCAUCCCCCAGCUGCACUGCUGUCUGCCUCCCCACUCUUUUCCAUCACCUCUUUUCUUUUACAGCUUGGGUCUCUGCCAGUCAAGGACUUGACUUGCACUGUUGCUUAACACAUCCAGCACAGCAUCCAGCCUUAGUGCUGCCAUGCAUUUCCCAGCACUGAGCUAAGUUCUGUGCAUGCUUGGUGAUGACAGCUUGCCCUGUGUCCUUUGGAAAUGCCUCUGUGUCACUGAGACUCCAACCAGGAAAGUGAGCAUAGCUGUAUGCUCAGGGACUUGCUCAUCACCAGUCCCAUCUCUGUUGGUUCUCCUGUGCAUCUCUAACAGACCACAGGGCCCUGAGCAACAGGGCAGUGCUGGACCUCCAUUCUCUGCCCUCCAGUUGUCUCUUCUUCCUCUUGCAGAUGCUGUGGGAGCUUGACUGAAAGGGUUGCAGGUAACAACAGAGGGGCUUUACAGCCUCUGUGCCAAUGCCAGCAACUGCUGCCCAUCAGCCAAUACUGGCAGAGGGGGUACCUCAGUCUGGCACAGGUUGGCUCCACUGUCCUUUGACUCAUGCCCAGGUGUGGCUGCUCCUGGUGUCCUGGACAUGUAACACUGAUGUGCACGAGGCUGCAGAGGGGCUCUGUGUGGAUGCUGCUCUCUGCUGUUAGGGAAGGUGAAUGAUUUGAUCAAACCAGAGCUACCUAAAACCUGAUCUAACCAAAGGUCUCCCCUAUAUGUCCCUUCCAUCCUGUGUUAUUCACUGGCAUCUGAGUAACACUUCCAGGGAUCUGUGCAACGGUAACUGGCAGGGCCCAUAGAAAUACAUUGCCCAGAGCACUGUGGUCUCUGCUGAGCAUGUGGUAUGCACCUUGUUCAGACCUGUUUCUGUAUUAGUCACUUUGAAUUCAUCCAAGUGCCUAACCUGGCCUGUGUUGUUCUGGGCACUGUGACAGCUGAGAGCUUUGGAGUCUCUCCUAGGAAUGCUUUUAAUGCAUGGAUUCGUGCCACUGUCAUUUCUAGAAACAAUUCAGCUAGUGGUCAAAGGGCUGUUCUUCCAACUGAUUUUUUGGAAAUAAUUUCUCCUUUUAUUCAGCUGCCAAGAAGCAGUUUAUGCUUCCCCUCCACCAGACAAGGUUCUUGAGCUUCCUGCAUGCUUCAGAUGUCCGUCAGCAAGGUCCAUGGGGAGAGUAGUUUGUCCAGCAGGCAGCUGAAGGGGAAGCUGACAUAAGAUACCAGUUGAAAUCACAAUGUUAAUUGGUAGAAAUGUUCUGAAGCUCAUGUCCACUGUGAUCACAUUUCACCAUCUGCCACUGCUUAUGGCUGUAGAAGUUUCUCCUCAGCCUCUUCCCUGCAAGCCAUGUAGUGUGUUGCUGCUGCUGCUUCUAAACUAUUUGCAUCCCUCCUGAGCCAGCUGCUGUAGCAAUCCUUGUACAGAAUUUCUUAAGCACUUUUUUGCAAAAUAAGAAGGAUUAUUUUGUUACUCCUGCUUGGCAGCCCACAAGUGGUAUUUCAUUGUGUGGAGGAGAUGUGCUCCCUGGAGUGCUCACCUCACGGGACAGCUCUCAGACCAGUUCAUACUAACAGGGCUGGGGUUCCCCCCAUUGCCUGGUGCUACCUUGCAUGGAGUUCAGCCAGUUGCCCACUGAGAACAUGGCAGGGGAAUCUGAAGCAGGACAGCACAGAUUGGUGAUGGCUGCUCAUGUGGCUCCGUGGUCCUGCUCCCCACCUGCCCGUGUUUUGCAGCCUGUCCUCCAGGUCCUCCUGGUGCACCAGGAGCACUUCACCCCAGCUCCAGCUGUGGCAAGAGGGGCUGGGAGACUCUGGGUUUUGGAAUUGAGCACAGAGUUUGUGCCCUUUUAAUUGUAGCUGUGUUCAUGGCCAGAACUUGCCAGCAUGUUCAGCCAUCCCAGCAGUUCUUCCCCUUUGGAUCCAAGUUCCCUGCCCUGUCUAGGAGCCAGGCCUUUGGCCAUGGCUCAAGGGAUCCCUGGGUAGGGAGAGCAGGUUUGUCUUUCAGCUCCAGCUGGGCAGUGUGACUUGAGCUGGGCAGCUUCCCAGGCAAGAGGGCAGGUUUCGGUGGGAGAAUCCUUUUUUUGGCCACAGUUGACAGGGUCGGUGCCGAGCUGUGGAGCACCAGCUGCUCAGCCAGGAUGGUUGGUUUGUGUGGAAGUGACAGUUUCUUUUUCACCCUUCAAAAUGGGCACUGGCCUCUUUGCUCCUGUGCUCAGAUGGGGAUGGCCUUCCAGAAGCUGAGAUGGCCCAUGGAGAGGACAGCCGUUUUGGGGUAUCUGGCACCUUCCUGAUGAUGCGCAGCCCUCAGCUUUGCCACCUGGGUGGGCUGGUACAAUCUGUGGUGGACACAGCAGGGCAGGAUGCUCCUGAGCCAUCACAUUUGAGACUCCACUAGAGAGCACCAUGCUAGGGUUUCCCUCUCCUUGCAGCCUGUUUUGCCUGGAGCUGGGUGUUAUUAGGAGGGUACCAGGUGCCUCAGAGGAAUCUUGUUGCAGAAGACAUGAGAGGCCAGGAUGACCUUUGUCACCAGGUCAUCCCUGAGUGUGGAAUGAAGCAUGUCUGUAGGUCUGACACUGCUGGAUCUUGCAGGUUGGCCAGCAGCUGUUUGUUCCAAAGCCAUGGUGCUGAGGCCAGACCCCUCCCUUUGCUUAGGAACACCAAGGAAGUCUGGUGAAAAAGUGAGAAGCUGAGAGUAGGGAAAGCUAAAGAUGCUAGCAGCACCUGGACAGCCAGCAGCCUGCAGCUUCUGUGUUUGCUGCAGGAGAUGUGCAAACAGAGGAGCAGAGGCUCUGGCAUUCCGCAGCACUGUCUUCCCUCCAUCCCUGCCUGGCCACAGAGAUUCCUCUGCCCUGCCUGGCAGCAGCACACAGGCACUGGUGGUGCAGGUGAGUUGGAGUCUUUUUGGAGCAGGCACCCCCCCAACCCUUCAUUUCCAUCCUUCAUCAGUCUCACAAUCUGGCACUGCUCACAUGGCCUCCAAAAUACCUUCCCCAGGGAGUCCCUUAAAGGCCUUAUUACCCUCUGGGGCUCUCUCCUUAUUGUCUUAAUUAGCCCUUUCUGUUCCUGUGUUCCUGUGGCUACAGGCAGCCCCUGUGAGUGUCUGGUGAUUCCCACAGACACAGUCAGGCACAUGCUGCUGUUUUAAAAGAGGUGCUGCAAAGCUACCCCCAGAAAUACCUCCCCUCCUGCCCCUGCUCUGCUGCACUGCCCAGGCCUAGGUUGGGACAAAAUAAGUAUGGGUGGGUGUUUAUGGUGGGGAAGGCACCAUAUGAUGCCCUCCCUCCUCCUGGGUCCUGGUGCAGCACUUCUGAGGAGUAGCAUUUCCUGAGCAGAGGCAUGGCAGCUGCUCUGAGUGACACAGGGGCUCUGGGUGGGCACUGCCCGGCUGCUUGUGCUACUCUCUGCCAACCAGCAUCUCCGUGAGAGCCGUCUCCGCGCCACGGCAUGACCAACCUGCUCCGGCUGAGACCAGAGCCACCGGCUCCGCUGUGGCAUUCCCUGGUGUUUGGGCAUCCCAAGCAACUUCUGGGGAGCAGCAACUGCAAUUCGUAGGAGGGCGAGUAACAAACUUUGUAUGAUGAUUUUACAAAUGACCAUCUUGUUCUUGAGUGAACUUUUUACCAUUUCAUUUGUUUGUGUAGAAUGUUUCUGAAGUUCUAAUAAUAUUUAAUGUUAAUAUGAAGCUGGGCUGUUCCACACUUCAUGUUGUAUAUUUUGGAAUGGCAUUGUUUAGUGAAAAGACAGCGUUAGUAUUCCACUCUUUGGAAGGGAAUGGGACAAAAAACAGACUGUCUUUUUUCUUAAAUGAAGUGAACUUUUUGUUAUGAAGUCCUAGCAGGUGUCCAGCCCUUCAGUAAAAUGGUGCUCAGAACCA